This is a messenger RNA of Microthlaspi erraticum, 1941 nucleotides long. Lineage: Eukaryota; Viridiplantae; Streptophyta; Magnoliopsida; Brassicales; Brassicaceae. The record is from the annotation of a GenBank genome assembly.
AUGGGGAAAGAUGAAAGUAAUUUACUGAGAAAUUGUGAAAUUGAGGUCUCUUCUGAUGAAGAUGGCUUGAAAGGAGCUUGGUUUAAAGCAAUCCUCGAAGACGAUCCAAAAAGGCGAAAGAAAAAGUUGAAUGUCCGCUACUCGACUUUGCAGGCCAACAAUGGCUCACCUCUUCUGGAAACAGCUUACCGGAAAUUUAUCCGGCCAGUCCCGCCGGAAAAUCUCUUCUCCACCGGCGAUUUUGAGGAAGGCUCAGUAGUGGAGGCUGCUCACAGAGACGGGUGGUGGACUGGUUUGUUUGUCAAGAAGCUAGAUGAUGACAAGCAUUUGGUUUUCUUCGACUCUCCGCCAGAUCUAAUCCAGUUCAAGAGAAAACAACUCAGACAACACUUUAAAUGGACAAAAGGGAAAUGGAUCAAAGUCAAACCACAGAACAAGGAAGUGAGUAACAAUUCUAGCUUUAGUUGUGGAACAAUGGUGGAAGUCAAGGUGAAAUGGAAUGGUGUUAUGUGGAUUCCGGCAAUAGUUGUUAAGGAGACGGAUAACGGUCGGACUUUUAUUGUCAAGUCUUGCAAGUACUUGAGCUGGAACGAUGAGACCAAACCGAACAGAACAGUUAGUUCGCGCAGCAUCAGGCCUGUACCGGAUCCGUUUUGUGUCGAAACGUAUGCGUUGAAUGAAGCUGUUGAAGUGUUUACUGAUCCAGGACCAGGAUGGCGUCUAGGGAGAGUGCAACGUAUUUUCUGGGGGAAAAAGUAUACUGUGAGGUUAGAUGCGACAAAUGAGUUGGUUGUGUUCCAACACUCGGAUCUAAGGCCUUCAGUGGAGUCAGUAUCUGAACGGUUCAUGCAAAUGCCUACCGAAGUAAACCCUGCCGUUUUCACUCCUCAAAGGUCUUUGAGUCCUGUGGAAAAUGGCGAAGCAGACAUUUCUGAGGACGAAACUGUAGCUACAAGUGAACCGUCGUUAGCUCAAGGAUCUGGAAAUGAGAUGGUUGAUGAUGUAAGAAAUGAUUCUGGCACAUCGGACAUAAAUGCAACACCGACAAAACAAACAGAGGACAUAGCUCAAGGAGAGAAGUCGUCCCAUGAGAAGACACUUGAGCCAAUGCCAAAUGAGAAUGGUUUGGGAGAUGAGUCAAGUGGUGAAAAGUCAGGGGAAGUGUCGUUAGCUCAAGAAUCUGGCGAUGAGAUGGUUGAUGAUGUAAUAAAUGAUUCUGGUGGUACACCGACGAAACAAACAGAGGACAAAGCUCAAGGAAAGACGUCUCACGAGAAGACACUAGAGCAAAUGUCAAAUGAGGAUGUUUUGGGAAAGGAUUCAACUAUGGAGAAGGAGAGUAUUGAAGAUAACAGUCGAAAGAGGAAAAGAGAAGAGAACCUUAGUGCUACUGCUAAUGUGGAGGAGGAAACCGGAGCAAAUGAUACAACAACAAUGGUUUUGCCUUUUGAGAAGAAGUUGCCGAUUUGGAAAAAAUUUGAAUCAAUGGAAGCAUUCAAAACAUUCCCACAAAGACCACAUUUCAGACCAUUGAUGGAGACUCAAGAAGAUUACCGUGAAAUGACUGCGGUUGGUAUGAUGUGUAACUAUGCUGCGUCACUAGAACAAGUCAAAAGUCUGCAACUUCUCACUCCAAUAAGCACAUUGGAAGGCCUCAAAGAUUCCUUUGCCUUCCUCGAGAAGAACGGGUUUGAUGUAGAAGAGCCUCAGUCUCGGAUCCAAAAGCUCUUGUCUCUCAAAGAUUGGCAAGCAAAGAAAAUGGAGGAACUCAAGGGUGUUGAGAAAGAGAUUGCAGAGAAAGAGAGCGAAAAUGAUGAGAUUGAACAGAAGAUUCUAGAGCUGCAAAGGAUGAAAGAGGAGGCGAACAAAGAGAUAGAUCAGAUGAAGUCACGCAAAGCAACGAUUGAACAAGAACUUGAAGAUGUGGAGCUUCAGUUUUAG